Symbiodinium natans is the source of this 3144-nucleotide messenger RNA. The record is from the annotation of a GenBank genome assembly. Lineage: Eukaryota; Dinophyceae; Suessiales; Symbiodiniaceae.
AUGGUCAAGGCCCGGCUUCGUUCCCAGCGUCCCUGGUGCGGGGAUCUGGGUGGUCCUUGGCCGACCCUCUCUCCAGUGCAGGCCGCCAACGCCACCGCCUCGCCCUGCGGUUCUGGGUCCUCGACGCCUUCUGAGGCGGGCAGCGAGGAGCCGGACUCCCCUGCGGGCUUUGAGGACUUCGCGGCCGAGGCCCCGCUGGCGAAGCCCGACCCAGCCUGGAUGUCGGGCCCAGCCCGAGAGGGCCAGAGCCUGGACCUGCUGGAGAUCAGCUACGCCGAUGUCUUGGCGGAGCUCACGUCUCAAGGUCUGCCAGAGGAGGAGACCGAGUCAGACUCAGGAGGAUCGGACAGCGCGCCGUCGGCAGACAACUUGGAACCGGCGGGGCUCCAAGGAGUAGCAGAGGCAUUGGUCGCCAGAAGGAGGCGCGAGGCGCGGAGCAGCCUUAAGCCCAAGCGGAAGGCGUCCCGAACCAAGAGCUCGACCAAGCGGCUGACCAAGGCGCCUUCCAAGAAGGACUUGCAGACCACUGUCGGCGCCAGGUUCAGGGCGAAGUCCCUCGGCGCCCGGCGCAGCGACCGCGUGGAGAAGGACGAUGAGCCGCCGCCGCUGUGUCCGAAAGAAGCCCGGAGCUCGCCCGAGGAGCAAAGUCAUCCGCGGAAUCGCGAGCCCGUUCAGAGGGUCGUUGCCUUCGGACAGACGACCUACCUUGCGCAGCCCUACGCCUCUGCCACCACUGGCCACCCUCAAGGCCGCGCCAGCCCCUUUUCCCGAACCAUGCCGCGCCUCGAGGACCGCAGCGAGCGGGAGCCGCCAACCUUGAUUCGAGAGCGCGAACGGUUCGCCAUGGGACUCCGUGCUGAUCGAGGUGUGAUAUCUCCGCCACCUGGUCGUGCGACACACAUCCGCCACGCAGGGAGCUGUGUGCUGCAGUCCCGGCCAGGUGAGCGAGAGGGGGCUCCUCAAAUCAGUGCAGAGGCGCCACCGACUGCAAGUGGGGCGACUGCCGCUUACUUCGCCCCCCUGCCCAAGAGCCCGGCAUCGGGAACUGGACGCCUGGCGGACUUCCUUGCUCCGAGCAGCCCGAGCCUAAGUAGCUCCCUGGAUCGGAACCUGCGGCCGAAAACCGUGGGCGGUGUCGGCCUGGGUGCACGGCCCUGUUCUGCUGGGCCUCGGCUGGCCGAGCGGCGCCGCAGCGAUCAGACCCUGGCCAUCAAGUGGCUGACCUGGGACAGCCUUGGCAUCGAGAGCAAGGAGCCCAAGGAGCCCUAUUCGCGGGAAGUGAAGGAGGCGCGAGAGGUGGAGCCCGUGGAGCCUGCGCGGUCCUGGAGCUGCCAGGAGCCGACGUCGCAGACGUCGCAGACGUCGCAGACCGAGAAGCUGGCGCUGGCGACCUUGAGAUCCUGGGCGACCACUGCCGUCACGGCCACGGCCAAAGCAGACUUGGAGUGCUCCUUGUCACCCGACAACGCGGACAACGCCGACCUCCCGAGUAAGGGAGAUGCUGCCAUUCCAGCGGAUUCCAGCGCCCGGAGUUCAAAAGAGGGCACCUGGCCUCAAGGGGUAGCGCACAAGCCGCAGCAGUCGUUGACACAACAUGCGGUUAGCAUCUCCCCGGUACGGGGUGACCACCAAAUCUUCCUCGAGCGCUCGGCUAGCUCGCUGGCUGCCUCUGUCGUGGAGUCCUCGCAGAUGCUGAAGGCGGUAGGCGGCAUUCCCUCGCGUCCGGUGCCGGGCGCAGACCUGGCCAGCUCGGGAUUAGGUGUGGUCACGCCUGGGGUCCAGCUCACGGUGCAGCCGCAUCAGGUCUCCGAGGUGGCUCCGAAGUACCGUGGGUCUGCCCGGGAGCUCUUCGCAGCGCUCCAGGCGUCCACCUCCAGCAGCCUCGCGGCGCUGCCUGUAGGUUCGGCAGGCAGCCGCCAGUCAAGUUCGUCGCGGUCAGCUUCCCCAAGACGGGGAGACCGGUCGCCCUCGCCCUCUGCCGCGGCCCGCGCGGUGGGAGGGCAUCCAGAUGCCGGGUACUCGCCGAGGAUGGUCAGCGUCAAGGACUUCCAGCGGGGCACGCCCCUCGUUGCCCCCGCGCAGCUUCUGCCAUUUCCGGGCCCAGAUGGCCAUUCCCCGGGAAGGCGCCGGCGCCUGGCCGAGCUCGCGGCCGGAGGGAGGAGUGGCAUCCAAGACCCCGGGAGGGGCGUGCCAAGACAGCAGAAGGAGAAGGAAGACCUCGCUGAUGGCAUCGCGGCAAUGAUCUCGCCGGUCGUUUGCGAGCUCGGCGCGUUGAAAACGGCGCCGGCCUCCGAAUGCUCGGGCUUCGAUUUCCUCCUCGACAGGCUGGUGGAGCAUCCAGAGGAGUGCCUUGCGGAUCCUUUGGCCCUCUUCCGCGCCCCGGUGUGCAUGCCGGCACCGCAGGGCGCCCAGGCCAAUCCUGUUACCCUUGCCGGCUCAGGAAACUCCAUGUCGCCCUACAGCUCAGGCGACUUCCCGGUCGCCCGUUUGGAGCAGGACACAAUCAGCUACAAUUCGGCCAUUGGCGGAUGUCGGGUGAACUGGCGUCGAGCAGCCCGUCUGCUGCGCGAUGCUGUCGCCGAGAGCUUGGCGGACAGCAUCACCUACAGUGCAACGAUCGCGGCCCUGCCUUCGUGGAGACUUGCCCUGUCGCUGCUGGCCCAAGCCGCUCAAGGCCAAGUGCCGGCAGAGCAGCUGACCAGCGUAGUCAACUCGGCCGCUGCUUUGAGCGCAGGCCUCCGAACUGCUAGCGGCACCUGGUUCGACCAUCCGGUCCGCUGGCGCACCACCCUCGCUCUGAUGCGGGCCGCGCAUUCCUGGAACGUAGAGCUGGACACCGCCAGCCACAACAUCAGGUUGGGGUCCCAAGCGAAAGCUGCGCCUUGGCAGGCCGUUUAUUGCUCCUUCUCCGACAUGACUCGGUGCUUGGUGGCCCCCGACAGCAUAUCCUGCAGCACCGUGUUCCAAACGCUGCCCUGGAAAGUCGCGUCAAACGUCCUCACGAAGCAGCUGUCGGCCGGCCUGCGCCCAUCGGAGUCGGUGGUGAAAGCCUUGGCUGAUGCCACGGAGCCACAUCGAUUGUGGCAAUUCGGGUUGGACUUGCUGGACAGCCGCUCACAACAGGCUGGGCAGCUUGUGUCGUGA